AAAGAGAGAACCCUGUUUCACCCCCUGAAACUGCCAUCAAAAUCCAUCACAAAAAACUGCCCUGUGGAACAAACCCUUUGGCCUCAUAUCUGUACCUUCGUUGGCAGUGGCACCACACCCCUACGACUCUUUCCUAUUUAAUCCCCUCAUUCACCCAAUUUUUAAGUCACCAUCACCAAAAUUCAAUAGCAGAUAUUUCACUAGGCAAUGGCAUCAUCAUCAAGAAGUGGUGUGGAAUUCAGGGACUUCUUCCCGUCGAUGGUGGAGAAACUGGGCGCAGAAGGGUUCGUGGACGAGCUGUGCAACGGGUUCCGGCUGUUGAUGGAUUCGGAGAAGAGGGUGAUCACUUUCGAGAGCUUGAAGAAGAAUAGCGCGGCCGUGUUGGGGUUGAAGGGAAUGGGUGACGAGGAGCUAAUGUGCAUGAUGAAAGAAGGGGAUUUGGAUGGCGACGGGAGCUUGAAUGAGAUGGAGUUCUGUGUUCUCAUGUUUAGACUUAGCCCUGACCUGAUGAAAGGGUCGAGAAUGUGGCUAGAGGAAGUUAUGAAGAACAAGAUGUUUUAGGCCCUUCUUUGUUUGACUUUUUUGCACAAGCUGCUCUGUUUCUGUGUUUUUUUUUUCUAGUUCUUGGAAUGUGACCAUUUGUUAGUUUUCUCUUUCAACGUUGGGGUAUGAAGAUCAUUACUGCCAAACUA
Rhododendron vialii is the source of this 692-nucleotide messenger RNA. RefSeq names its product calcium-binding protein KRP1-like. Lineage: Eukaryota; Viridiplantae; Streptophyta; Magnoliopsida; Ericales; Ericaceae. The record is from RefSeq and is a predicted model, not a curated record. Gene Ontology annotation, molecular function: calcium ion binding. The coding region runs from base 208 to 561 and encodes 117 amino acids. The transcript has a single exon.